Molecule: messenger RNA, 1357 nt
Organism: Capsicum annuum
Lineage: Eukaryota; Viridiplantae; Streptophyta; Magnoliopsida; Solanales; Solanaceae
Product: A-kinase anchor protein 7
Exons: 8
Coding region: 324-1061 (245 amino acids)
Biological process (GO): regulation of DNA-templated transcription; DNA alkylation repair
Cellular component (GO): nucleus
Source: RefSeq, a predicted model, not a curated record
UCAAAAUGCUUUGAGCUGUGAGACUCAGUCAACUCCUCUUUAACUUCACCAACAACAAAAAAAUAAAAAAAUCCUCUAAUUUUAAAUAUUUUUUUUUUCAUUUUUUAUAUCUUUUAAUUGGUAAAGACAAAAAUAAUCAUCCGCCGGGCGAAACCUGUAAUCCAUUUUCUUGUAACGUGGUUUUGAGUGUUGACCAGUUCAGGCCAAUCAAUAGAGAAGUUUAUAUAGUCAAGAAGAGAGAAAAAAAAAGCAUUCGAGUUUUGAGAGUUAAAAGAGUUGCCUUCUCUCUAUAUCAAUUAACAACUGCAGCUUUAAUUCUUACAAUGGCUAGUUCUUCUGGAGCAGUUAAAAGUGGAAAUCCUGACUACACUCACUUUAUAUCACUUCCGUUGUUGUUACAUGAUGAAACGGUCAAGAAGCUCAACAACUUUCAGAAGUCAGUUGUUGGAACUACUAAAGAUUUGGGAAUCGAGAAGUCCAUGUUUAUUAAUCCAAAAACAUUUCACUUGACUGUGCUCAUGCUGAAACUUUCGAAUAAUGAUCAAAUUAAAGCUGCUGCUAAGGUUCUGCAGAGUGUCUCACCAAAAGUAACUGAAGAUUUGGAAGGACGACCUGUGUGUAUAAGACUGACAGGCUUGGCUUGCAUGAGAGGUUCUCCGGAAAAAGCUUAUGUUGUACAUGCUCCUUUGAAAGUAACUGGUGGUGAAGCCCAACUUGAACAUGCCUGUCAGAGGAUAAUUAAUGCGUUCACUGAAGCUGGUCUUGUUCUUGAAGAAGAUGUAAACAAGAAGUUAAAGUUGCAUGCCACAAUAAUGAAUGCGCGAUAUAGAAAAAGCAAAAAGAGUUCAGAAAAAACUGACCCUUUCGAUGCACGAGCAAUUUUUGCACAACAUGGCUCGGAAGAAUGGGGAGAAUGUCUUAUCCGUGAAGUUCAUCUUUCAAAAAGGUUUGUGUAUGAUAUUAACGGUUACUUCCAUUGCUGUGCUUCCAUCCCAUUUCCCGAAGAGAAGCAGGGUGAGUCUGGUAUUAUGAAAAAUAUUUUUCAUAAGGUACUUCGGUAAAAAAAAAAAAAAAAAAAAAAAACUUCCGUGAAAAAAUAAGUGAUUUUCUUACAUAUUUUCUGGUGUGAAUGAAUUGUUCAUAAAUGUCAUGUGUGCUUAUAGUAAGUUGUUGAUGACAUUAUAUACAGCUUUUCGGAUGGUAGUGUAGUGACCUACGGUAUUGUGUUGUAUUGUUAUUUCAAAUAGUACAAUAAUUUUAAGUGUUACAUUAUGUUGUAUUGAAUGGUUAAAUCCGUUAUGUAACGACAAAAAGACUCAUUUGAUGCAAUAAUAGAUGUGGUGUGGUUCGAUUGUUA